GGUAAGAACCAAAGCAGUUGCGAGAUGCUGUAAAUAGAGAAAUAGAUUUUCUUAUUUCGUGAUUAGUGUUGCUUUUAAUAUUCUCUUCAUUAGCACAAUAAUGAUUCGCUAUGUAUGUAGCAAGUAUAUAUGUAUAUAUGAAUCUGUAAUUGGUCUUUAUUAUAUGUUUGGCACAGGGUGAGUUGUGCACUUUAGUACUGUACGACGACUGGACACUUAUGCUGCCUUCGAAAGGCAGAUGGUUUUUAUGGGAAACUUUGAGCUUCAAAACCUGGUCAACCGAAUGGUAGGCUUGCACAACCUUUCGGCCAUGGCGGCCCAAGAACUUUUUUUAUGAGAAAGAUAAUAAAAAUAAUUAACUCUUAUACUCUCUAGAACUAAAAAUCAACUUGAGUUAUAAUUCACUAUUAAAAGCAGAAAUUUUCUCACACUACUGCAACGUUUUUUACGUCUGCCUAGUGAGUUAAAGAAAAUAAAUUGUCGCCACAUAUAUAAUUUAAAGCACUGUUAAUUCAAUUUUAAAAUAAAGUUUGAGUUCCAUUACCAGAUAACCAAAACGAUAUGUUGCGUAGAGUGACUACAUUACUUCCUAAAAUCGCGUGCCACUCCAGACGUCUAAUUUCUUUAGGAUCCACUCGAAAAUGCAUGCACAUGCACGAAGAAGAACCGGAACACGUUUUUAUCAAACGCUUUGAAGACUUUUUCAAUCGUUGCGAAAUCGAUGGUUGGGAUUUGCGUCAAGGCAUGAAUGAUAUUUUAGGAUACGAUGUGGUACCCGGUCCUAAAAUUAUAGAGGCUGGGUUGCGUGCAUGCCGUCGACUCAACGAUAUUGCCUUGGCUAUUAGAUGGAUUGAAGCAUGCAAGGAUAGAUGCGGCGAUAAAGUAGACCAAAUAUAUCCGUAUUUAUUAAGUAAUAUACGUCCCACUCUUAACGAACUUGGCAUACCGACACCAGAAGAGCUGAAUUACGAUAAACCAGAGUUGGCACUUAAAUCUGUAUUUGAAAUGUAAAACUACAAACUUCUUCGUGAUUUCGAAUUUGCGUAUAUUAAAAUAUAAAAACUCCACAUGGUUA
Molecule: messenger RNA, 1075 nt
Organism: Anastrepha ludens (Mexican fruit fly)
Lineage: Eukaryota; Metazoa; Arthropoda; Insecta; Diptera; Tephritidae
Product: cytochrome c oxidase subunit 5A, mitochondrial-like
Exons: 1
Coding region: 562-1011 (149 amino acids)
Biological process (GO): mitochondrial electron transport, cytochrome c to oxygen
Cellular component (GO): mitochondrial inner membrane
Source: RefSeq, a predicted model, not a curated record